CUGCCUCCUGGUCAAGCCUAUCAUGCACCACCGAGUGUGACGGCUCCAGCUACGAUCGGUGCUGCCGUUGGUGCAGUUGCUCCAAGUGCUGGUGUGUCAAUCAAGGAUAUUAGUGAUCACCUCAAAGUUCAAUUGCUCAUCCGAAGUUAUCAGACUCGCGGUCAUAAUAUUGCCGAACUUGAUCCUCUGGGCAUAAAUAGCGCUGAUUUGGAUGAUACAAUACCAGCUGAACUGGAACCGCAAUUCUAUGGACUUACCGACCAAGAUAUGGAUCGGCAAUUCAUUCUACCGAUGUCAACGUUUAUUGGUGGUGAUAGACCAUCACUAACACUUAGAGAAAUUAUCAAUCGUCUUAAGAACAUUUAUUGUACGCAUACCGGUGUUGAGUAUAUGCAUUUAACGAACUAUGAACAAUUGGAUUGGGUUAGGCGUAAAUUUGAAGUACCCCGAGCAUCUGAACUGAAUCAUGAACAGAAGAAAACGUUGCUGAAACGAUUGAUUCGAUCGACGAAAUUCGAAGAAUUCCUCGCUAAAAAGUGGCCAAGUGAGAAACGAUUCGGUUUGGAUGGAUGUGAGGUGCUGAUCCCAGCAGUGAAACAACUUAUCGAUCAUGCGAGCGACACGAAUGCGGAUCGUACACUGGCCAUUGUUAUGCACGGUGAUGCGGCACUGUGUGGCGAAGGUGUUGUUAUGGAAACGUUCAACCUGAACGAUUUGAAAGCCUACACCGUUCAUGGUUGUAUUCAUGUGGUUGUCAAUAAUCAGAUCGGUUUCACAACAGAUCCACGUGCCUCACGUUCAUCACCGUAUUGUACGGAUAUCGGACGUGUUAUCAACUGUCCAAUCUUCCACGUGAACAGCGAUGACCCAGAAGCUGUUAUCUACGUGUGCAACGUUGCAUCCGAAUGGCGUCGCACCUUCAAGAAGGAUGUGAUCAUCGACUUGGUGUGCUACAGACGACAAGGCCAUAAUGAGUUGGAUGAGCCAAUGUUCACCCAACCGUUGAUGUAUCAACGUAUCAAACAGACCAAGCCAGUACUGAGUGUCUAUCAAAAGCAGGUCGUUAGUGAGGGUAUUGCCAACGAUCAGUUUGUUAAGGAUGAAGUAGCCAAAUACAAUGCAAUCCUCGAAGAGGCCUACGAAGAUGCGCAGAAAGUGACAUAUUUACGUAAUCGUGACUGGUUGGAUUCACCGUGGGAUGAUUUCUUCAAGAAGCGUGAUCCGUUAAAGGUUCCGGCGACCGGAAUUCCGAAAGAUACCGUUGAGCAUAUCCUUGAAAAAUUCUCGAACACUCCCGAAGGAUUCAAUUUGCAUCGUGGCUUAGAGAGGACAUUGAAAGGUAGACAACAAAUGCACAAACAGAACAGCUAUGAUUGGGCAUGUGGAGAGGCACUUGCGUUCGGUUCGCUUUUGAUGGAAGGAACGCACGUACGUUUAUCGGGUCAAGACGUAGAACGAGGAACAUUCUCGCAUAGGCAUCACGUUCUGCACGAUCAAAAAGUCGAUCAGAAAACCUAUAAUGCCCUUAACCAUCUCUCUGAUAAGCAAGCCGAAUACACCGUCUGCAAUUCAUCGCUAUCUGAAUUCGCAAUUCUCGGUUUCGAAUUAGGAUAUUCAAUGGUUGAUCCAAAUUCGUUGGUCGUUUGGGAGGCGCAAUUCGGUGAUUUCGCAAAUAACGCACAGUGUAUUAUUGAUCAGUUUAUUUGCUCUGGUCAAUCAAAAUGGAUUCGUCAGUCUGGUCUUGUUUUGUCAUUGCCGCACGGCUAUGAAGGUAUGGGUCCUGAACAUAGCAGUGCUCGUGUUGAACGAUAUCUGCAGCUUUGCAAUGAAGACGAUGAGGUGGAUCCAGAGGUAGCGAUUUUGAAGCCUUUGGUUCAGUUCUCACCGAAAUCACUGUUGCGUCAUCCGAUGGCACGAUCUCCAAUCGAAGAUUUCUUACCAGAUACCAAAUUCAAGCGAGCUUUGCCUGAAGAUGGAGAGGCUGUGAAAUCACCAAAUAAAGUCAAUCGACUUGUCUUCUGCACCGGUAAAGUCUAUUAUGAUUUGGUGGCAGCCAGACACCAUUUGGGUCUUGAUCCUCAAGUGGCUAUUUGCCGCAUUGAACAAAUCAGUCCAUUCCCAUACGACAUCGUCAUGGAAGAGUGUCUUCGUUUCAAGGGCGCUGAUCUAGUUUGGGCACAAGAGGAGCACAAGAAUAUGGGCGCAUGGGCAUUCGUUCAACCAAGAUUCAAUUCACUACUUGCAAAGCAAAAUCGAGCCAUCAAAUACGCUGGACGACAGCCAUCUUCGUCACCAGCAACUGGCAACAAAUACACUCAUAUUGCCGAACAAAAGGAGCUGCUAGCCACCACUCUGAAUGUACGCAAAUCGGACCUCGAAACUUUCAAAGGAUAA
This is a messenger RNA of Anisakis simplex (herring worm), 2394 nucleotides long. The record is from the annotation of a GenBank genome assembly. NCBI's taxonomy places the organism in Eukaryota, Metazoa, Nematoda, Chromadorea, Rhabditida, Anisakidae.